UCCACCAAGUCGAAGCCAACCGCCUUAAUUACCGCCUAAACAAAGCCUACGCGAAAGCCUGCGCCCGCGCCGAGAAAAAGGGCCGGCCUCCGCCCAAAAGGGACGACGAUGUCUACUACGACCACUGGGGCUACCCGUAUCUGUACACCGCGCCGUAUGUGUAUCCGCUCUGGUGGACGCCGGGGAUGUACUGUGGCUAUUCUCCUGGCUACUUGCCCGAGGGGGGUUCCUCGGAGGGGUAUUACUGGGCGGAUUGUGCGGCGGGGACGUGUGGUGGGGGUGUUGCUGCUGGGGCUUGUGGGGGGCCGGGUGGAUGUGGUGGUGCAGGUACAGGAGGUGUGGGCGUUGCGGGUGGGUGUGCGAGCGGCGGCAGUGGUGCGGAUGGUGGUGGAGGAAGCGGCUGCGGCGGUGGGGGCGGCGGAGGCGGUGGGUGCGGUGGUGGCGGCGGUGGUGGAUGCGGUGGUUAGUCCGGAGGACUGCGCGGUUCAGGGCAUUUUGGAUGAGUUGUGUUGGUUGGAAGCAGGCUAUUCAUUAUUGGCAUACAAUCUUGCAUCGUGUCCUCUCGCCGCUGCUGACAUUCGCGUGCUUGGCAAUUUGGCUGGGGCUGUGCUCGUCGAUCACUGACAAACUGUAGAUGACCUACUGGUACCUUGUAGAUGGGCCAAGGGAUACGAUACGGUGUGGAACAGCACAAGUUUCUAGUUCAAGACUCCGGCUCAAACACAGGAAAAGACAACCGGCCGAGGAGUCACAAGUCGUUACGAUAACGAAGACGGUGUGGGCAGCGGCUUUCUACAAACCACCAGCGCAAAGCAAGCUUCAAACUGAAGCGGUGAGGAAAACCUGCUUGCUGAUAUCGCCGAACCAACCGUCUGUUUCCUCCAGUAGUCCGGUUUCAGGGGGUGCAGCUGAACGUAGCACUUACCUAGCCGCUGUCU
Messenger RNA from Parathielavia appendiculata, 938 nucleotides. RefSeq lists its product as uncharacterized. The transcript has 4 exons. NCBI's taxonomy places the organism in Eukaryota, Fungi, Ascomycota, Sordariomycetes, Sordariales, Chaetomiaceae. The coding region runs from base 109 to 624 and encodes 171 amino acids. The record is from RefSeq and is a predicted model, not a curated record.